Messenger RNA from Linepithema humile (Argentine ant), 6133 nucleotides. Lineage: Eukaryota; Metazoa; Arthropoda; Insecta; Hymenoptera; Formicidae. The record is from RefSeq and is a predicted model, not a curated record.
UGUAUCAUUGUACUUAAAAUUUUUUUUCAUACAUAAAACUUCUAAGUGCGAUUUCUCAAGAAAUAUCCACUGAAAUUUAAAAAAUCAAACGCGGUUGUAAAAAGAAUUAAAAAAUUUUUAAAAUGAUGUGUCACUUGACCUCUAUUGCCAUUAAACAUUUUUGAGCGGGUAGUUACCUCUACGAAAAGGAUAAAGCAGUACCAUUGAAUUUAUCGUAUUUACACGUCCCCCUCGACAAGUUGACCUCUUUUGGCAUUUUUCGCAAAAAUUAUCGGUCACAAAAUAAAGGAUGGAAAGUUUUAUAAUGAACACCCUGUAUAUACGAAUUCUGAGUCCUAUCUGUCUCCUAUCUGCUCGCCAAAACUGGGCGCUCCGCGCUUGUUGCGCCCGUAACAUAGCAACGUGUGUACGUAGUUGGAGAUUCUUAUGUAUGCGCGCGCAAAAGUUUAUUUCUGGCAUUACUACCUCCGGGAGUGUCAGUCAAGUCCUGGAUAUUUGAGGCUGUGCUAAGGUGAAAUCGCAUGACUGCGAUACUCGUGGAAUAAAAAUGGAAAAUUUUUCACUAUCGCCACUCAAAAAGGCCGUCCAGGGCGUGACUUUUCGAGGAAGCGAACAAUCGGAAGAAUAUCGAACGGGGAGAGCGGACUUAUCUAUAAAAAAACCCGUCCAAAAACCCGCCUUAGGUACAACGGCGUCGCCAGACGUUAUUAUAAAAAGCAGCUUCAAAGGAAAAGAGGAGUAAUCAAGGAUUAAAUCAAACCCCUUCAAGUUGCUUCGAACUUCGAGGACAAGGGCCUCCACAGAGGCAUCAGAACGUUCCAGGCCGGAACAUAAUACUCCCAGUCCCUCAAAGAUUCGUCAGGACAAGAAACCCAAGAUCACUAAUGAAGGAUCGUAUGCUAAGGUAACAAAAGGAUUAAUCAGGUUACCUCUCGUCAUGGAAGGGUAUCCUGAAAGAAAACUAGGUAUCGGUAAGGUGGUUAAAAUUAAGAAACUGAUUAGACGGCAUUGUCUCCAAUUUUCGGAGGGUACAAAAGCUCACACCUUUCACUGGUUCCUAGAAAAGAAACGGUACACUGGUUUUUGCGUGUGUCGACGAGCAUCGGGAGUGGCUUAAAAACCUCUCUUCUGAUACUAAAAUAAGGAAAACUUCCUUACGUGUCUUGCCUGUCAAUGAGCUGCUAAAGCGACAUCAAGUUGUAGUACAUAUAAAGGAACAUGCUUAUCGAGAAGGCCACGAGGCUCCUCAAUAUAUAAAAUGAGAGCUUGGCGAUUAAAGAAAAGAUCAUCUAGAAGGAACGAUAGAAGAGGUACUACAAGCAUUCACUUUGGCUGUUUGUUUGAAGACUCCUCUCUGAAAAUCUUAAAGGCCUGCAAAGAUUUUUCUGCGGACUAAGACAAGCAACCGUAAAGCAAUGAUGCUAGCCGUGCGUAUUUGGGCUGCACACGCACACAACAUUUAUUGUAAGGGCUUUCUCCCCGAAGGGACAAAACCUCUGUUGCCUGGGCGCAGAAGCGAUAUACGCCACAAUACUCUCCACUAUCUAGCAAAACCCCAAAAGCCGGACGAUAGAAAAAUCCAGCCGCGCCUACGGGUUCGCACGCAGGAUGAGCAGUUUAGCCGGUGCAACCACCUCUUUACACACCCGGAAAAACGACAGGACACGCUACCCACCUGUUAUUGAUGAACGCGCCCAGCCGCCGCUCCCUGUACCCUAGCCACGCCCACGGGGAGGCCUGCUCAUUCGUGUCCCGUACCUGGACACGCGCUCUGACCCUAUUAGGUAGGAAAUAAGGAAAGGAUCAAAAGGAAGAGAAUCAUGGGAUCGGAGGAAAUGGUUAGGAGGGAAGGAUAUGACAACUGUGUCAUUGGAUUUUAAGGUUGGAAACUUUACCUAAUAUGUAUCUAAUGCCUACCUAUCUUUUCUCUAACCUUUUGGUAACGCAGUUUACCCGAGAUGCUUAUGGGGCUGCGCCUCCAUGCUCGAAAGUUCCGAUGAAAACCCACGAGUAAAUGGCUCAGAAUCUAUGACUAUCUACGAAUCGUACGCGCCUUUACCUAGCCGAAAUUUCUACUAAUUUGCCUUGUUGAACCCUUUCAGCUAAAGAGACUCUUUACAGAAGUCGCCGAACAGGGAAAAGGCCCUGGAGUUUCCACCAAGAAGGGUGCCACCUCCGGCUAUCUCCAACUGUCAACCCCUAUCAUUUCGCGCAGAGCGAUUCUCUGCAUUUCGAAUCUUUCGCACUUGAGAAGGAAGUGCGGUACAGUGUCAUCGCCGCCGUCACAGUCACAGGCGCCGCUGUCAGCGAGUCCGAGCGACGUUAGGCGUGCCCGGAAAUCGCCAUGGACCGUAAGCACCUGCGCGCUCCAACGUUCAGGCCGAAUCCACCGCGCGUCCAUUCUCCCAGAAAUGUCCCUGAAGAACGAAUAAGUAGUACGGCCUUUUGUUAAAGAAUUCUACUUGGCCUGCCACAUCCUACUACCUUCUGUCCUGAUACGUUUUACCGCAUCCUCAUCAGCUGCUGAAAUUAUUGUAUCUCCUAUCUCGACGUCCCUACCUCUUCUAAUUUCAUACGUAGCCCUGCUUUCCUAAGGAAGGAUUUCGACCGGGGUCGCACCAGCGACAACGCACAAUGAUUCUCGCGAUGACGUUCUGUACGCGCCUAUCACCGGUAUCAGCGCCUUGCGCCGUAUACUUUGUAAUUUUCUAAUAUCGCGUUCCGUACAAAGGUCUGCCCAUCCCGCUGCGGCAUACGCCACAGUCGGGGCGAACACUCCCCUGUAAAUAGUCGAGAGCGCCGUAUACUUAAGACCUCAUGACCUAGUUAGCUUGCCCAAUCUCGCGAAUAGCAAUUCUACUCUAUUCUUCAAAUGUUCGCAAUGGGAUUUUACUUCCAUAUCCUUAUCAAAAUAGACACUGAGAUAUUUAACUAAAUUCCUAAAUUUUAUGCUUUUAUCUCUUAUUGUUGGAGGCUUUUCUGCAAGAUCUGUUUUCUUUAUGUUUGAUUUCCGCUUCCUAUCCGGGCGGUCUCCUCCCCUUCUAUUAACAGGUGCUCUACCUAUUUCCUUGCUUUUCAAAAUUAUCGCUUCCGUCUUAUUUUCGGAAAUUUCUAGCUUCGCGGACUUGCACCAAUUUACGAUCCACAAUUUUUUGACCCUCUAAUUCUUCUCUCCGCGAAUUUCCUCUUAUCACCGUUACUAAAUCGUCCGCGUAAACUGCGUAUUGUCUCUGAGCUAUUUCAUUUAAUUCCCUAAGUAAUCCGUCGAACAUAUCGUUCCAGCAGGUGGGAUCGAGAACGGAGCCCUGCGGGCAUCCUCUCGUGGCCUGCUUGGAAACUUUCCCGUGCCCUAACUCUAUCUGCACCUUUCGAUCGCUGAAGUAGCUCCGGAGCACUUCGAAAACGUUCUUGGGGCAGUUCCUAUCUUUUAAGCUAUCUAAUACAAGGGGCCAUCAGACAUUGUCGAAGGCACCCGAGAUAUCGAAGAGUAGGGCGACGGCAUACCUCUCUUCAGGCAGAGACCAUCCUCCGCAACUCCGCAAUAACAUCCUCCGUCGACCUUCUGGGCAUGAAACCGAACUGUCGGCCGGAGAUAUUACCAGGCGUCACCGACGUGUCCUCUAGGCAAAGCUUGAUAAGCUUUUCAAAAAGUUUCCCUACUACAGAGAGGAGACAUAUGGAGACAUAUUAUAAGAUUUCGGAUCCUUCUCGUCACUGUCUUCGCUUUUCAGAAGAACUCAUAAUGAGCCCUCCUUCCAAGUCGAGAGAAAAACGCCCCACUAAAGGCACCCGUUAAAUAACCUAACUAUCUGACCGGGGAUUGUUCUGCACGCUACUUUCAAGACACUGACCUCGAUUAGAUCAGGUCCGGGUGCUUUAUAAUUUUAAAAACUUCUAAUUACCUCGACGACUUUUUGCUCCAUGAAGAUAAAAGCAUCAGCCGUAUUUGGCGCAAAUUGUGCGUUUUCCCUAACUAACCUUUGAUUUUCAGUAUCUUCAUUCUCCCAGUCAUCUGGAAUAUGGACAUACAGAAGGUAGCUGGCUGUCUUUUCUACGGUGUUGAUAGAGUAUUUGCCACAUCGGAGAGUGUUAAGCAUUUUCUCAACUCGAAGUUUCUCAGCUUGUUGCUUGUAAACGUAACUCCAAGCCUCCAAGUUGCCGUGUGACGUGACGAAUUUUCGCCAGCUUACGAGCUUCGCCUUCCUCAUCUCCCUGCUGUAGUUCCGCAGAAAUACGCGGUACUCUUGGCGCGGUACUCUUGGCGCAGGGUGAAAUAAUUGGGCUUCUCUCGUCCUAUUUGGGUGGCACGUUUCAACCUAUAUACUAUGACUUUUUGACGACAGACAAUUCUCUGGUGCACCACGGAUUUCCUAAACCUUUGUUUCCUUGGCAUAGAAGACGUACAGGUCUCUUGGAGCACCGUAAGUUUCUGCGUCAUCAACUCUACAUCCCCCGCAGACUGCAGACCAAGGAUCUCGAGUUGCUAGAUAGAUCGCGCAGGCUCUCGGCGAACUGAUCCCAAUCGGUCCGACGUGUGUCUAAUCGGUUAGUCUCAGCCCCUCAGUCAUUGUCCGUUGCUCUUGGCACUCUCACUCUGAUGUCCACGGAGUUGUGAUCGCUGCUCAUUCAAUCCUGCCUCACCUUACACUCGCCGAUGAAUUGGCUCAUGGUAGGGGACGAGAGAGUAACAUCUGUAUAAGACAACCCUCCCGCCGUCCAGUAGGUGAGAGGCUGAGCAGCAUUCAAUAUCUGGAGACCAAAUGAGGUCCUUGAGUUUGCCACCUCUUUCGUCUGUUCUCUAAGGACCCCUGAGAAACGACCGCGCAUUGGCAUCUACUGCAAUUAGCAUUCUCUUCCCCCUUGUUAGGGAACUGACCAUAAGGCUCGAUAUAUCUCGAUAUAUAUCGAGAGCGGAGACACGAUAGGGCAUUGACAAGUGUAUGAGAGAAAAGAUAAAGAAGCUUAAUAAAUGCAGUUAUCGUAUUAUAAGAUAAAUCCCAUCCUAUAUUUAAUUACUUAAUUGUGAAGUAUAACAUGGCGCAGUCGUAGUCGAGAGAAGUUCCAAAGAAAUACGGUAAAGAAAUAAGUACAGGCACUCGGUAUCGAGAACAACGAAAAAUAACCUCAAAACACGUGCACGAGACGACUGGUACGAGCACGACGAGACGCGAUGGGAGACGCAAGAGGCAUCAGCCCUAUGAGAAUGGCAGGGAACAUUGCAGAGAACUGGCAAAUGUGGCGUAGUAGAUUCGAAAACUAUCUGAAGGCGUCAGAAGUAUCGAAGAAAUCACAAGAGACCCAGUGUGCGCAACUCUUACAUUACAUAGGGAAAGAAGGGUUCAAAAUUUAUAAAACCUUUCCUAUAGCAGAAAAUGAGAAAGAUAAACUACCAAUCUUAUUAGACAAAUUUGAAGCUCACUUCCUACCAAAGGAAAAUCUUUCGUAUGAAAGAUACGUCUUCUUCACAAUGAGGCAAAAAUCCGGACAGUCACUGGAACAGUUUGUGGUAGAACUGACAGAACAAGCGCAAAAAUGUAAACUAGGAGAACUACAAAACAGCCUGAUCAAAUGUAUGAUCACCUGCGGAGUCCAGAGCAACCCGAUGAGAGAGAAGCUGCUGCAGGAUGACUCACUAACGCUGGAAGAGGCCAUUCAUCAGUGUAAAGUAAUGGAAAAGGCGAAGAUCCAAAGCAAGGAAAUGGAAGCUCUGGGAAAAUCUACGGGAACAGUCAACGCAAUUAAAUUAUAUAAGAAAGCGGGUCAAAAACAAGAAGUGAGGGGUAAGAGUGUCCACAAAACAAAAGAUAAAAUGAUUUCUAAUUGUACAAGAUGUGGAAAGAAUCACAUUGUAAAUAACUGUCCAGCAUACGGUAAAGUAUGUGGAAAAUGUAAGAGGCAAAAUCAUUUUGCUGCUGUUUGUAGAAGUCAUAAUAAAAUAAAAAUAAAUGAGUUAGAAAAAGAAAAAGGGAAAGUAGACACUCUUACGACUCACGAAAAAGGCGAAUACUUAAUUAUAAGUGCGGUAAAUAAGAACAAUAAAGAUGAGAAUGCGUGGUACACAGAGUUAGAAAUUAAUAAGGUCAAAGUUAAAUUUAAGGUAGAUACGGGGCAAUGUGUAAUGUAUUAUCAAUGA